AUGCCUGCAUGGAAAGCAAUUAAUAAUAUUUUAAGUCGUAAGUCACCCAAAUCAAUUAUCAAUAAUAAUAUGAAAGUAAAUGAUCGAGACGUAGUCAUGCCCGAAGAAGUCUCGGAUUGUUUCAAUAAAUACUUUGCUGACAUAGGGGCCAAAGUUGCAAAUUCGGUCGAAAAUAGUAAUUGUACUUUUGCUGAAUAUUUGAACAACUCCGCUUCCAAAAAUACUACCUUUAGUUUUCAAACUGUGGAACCACAAUUAGUUUAUCAUCUAUUGCAAACAAUUUCACCUUCUAAAGCUACCGGAGUUGACAAAAUUCCAGAAAAAAUACUGAAGUUAGCUGCUCCUGUAAUUGCUCAGUCUUUAACUAAUUUGUUUAAUUAUUCCAUAACUACUGAAACAUUCCCAUCCGAAUGGAAGAUAGCAAAAGUUAUUCCUCUUCAUAAAUCAGGGCCUAGAAAUCUGCUCGAUAAUUACCGCCCAAUUUCUAUUUUACCAACAAUCAGCAAAAUAUUCGAGAAAAUUAUUUAUAGGCAGAUAUUCACCUAUUUAAAUACCAAUAAUAUCAUUUCGAAAUAUCAGUUUGGAUUUAGACCAAAUCAUUCUACUGCUGAUGCAUUGCUACAUAGCACGAACGAAUGGUAUACAAAUUUGGAUCGUGGCAUGUUCAACAUUGCUGUCUUUCUUGAUCUAAAAAAAGCCUUUGACACAAUAAAUCAUAAGAUCUUAACGUCAAAGCUAGGUUUUUAUGGGUUUGAGUCCUCCGCACUUAAUUUUAUUAGUUCAUAUUUAAAAAAUCGAUCACAAUUGUGCUACGUGAAUGGGCAUUUAUCUAAUUCCCGCAAUAUUAAUUACAGAGUCCCCCAAGGAUCUAUUUUAGGUCCUUUGCUUUUCCUAGUUUAUAUAAACGAUUUUACCAAAUUGUGUUCAUACGUCUAGUGUUAGAAUGUUCGCAGACGAUACUACUCUAACUGCAUGUGGCAAAUCAUUAUUGGAAAUUGAAUCGAAAAUAAAUAGUGAUUUGGCAAAUGUUAACGCGUGGCUCUUAGCCAACAAAUUAAGUCUAAACCUUGUUAAAACUGAGUAUUUAUUGAUUGGAAGUCGAUCUAAGAUCAAUAAUCUUACCUCUGAACCUAACAUUGUGAUCAAUAAUAGACCCAUUAAACGUGUAACUGAAACGAAGUCCCUAGGUAUUCUAAUUGAUCAAUUUUUAUCUUGGGAUAGUCAUUUAGAUGAAUUAUGUAAAAAG
Molecule: messenger RNA, 1246 nt
Organism: Paramuricea clavata
Lineage: Eukaryota; Metazoa; Cnidaria; Anthozoa; Malacalcyonacea; Plexauridae
Source: the annotation of a GenBank genome assembly